UUUUCACCGGAUAUUACGUCAAAGUGUGACCUUCCACUUUGCCUUGUGGUAUUUGACUGCGUUGGCCGCACACACGGACAAAUCGGUGUUGCUAUGCGCACUGGUGCUUGUUUACAAUAAAAUGAAAGUAUUCGCCCUAUGAAGAUUCUUACGACACAGGUUGUUUCCAUACUAACCGGAGGAAACAAUGGUCAAGUAUUUCUGCUGCGCAGGUUUACUGAAAUGCUCCUGGGACCAAGUUUGCGUUGCUUUCUGGCAACGGUAUCCAAACCCCUACAGUAACCAUGUUCUGACUGAAGACAUCAUUUUCCGAGAGGUAACCCCCAGCAACUGCCUCAUUUCCAGACGUCUUUUGACCAAAACGAGCCGGGCGCCACGCUGGAUGGAACGCUAUCUUCCAAAGCACAUGGCUAGCUGUGCGUACAUCGUGGAGGACUCCGUUGUGGACCCUCAGAACAGAACGAUGACCACGAUGACGUGGAACAUUAGUCAUGCUCGUCUUAUGUCUGUGGAAGAGCGAUGCCAAUAUCGAAUUAACCCUGAGAAUGGCAGCUGGACUGUAAUAAAUAGAGAGGCUUGGAUUUCGUCCAACGUGUAUGGUCUCUCGAGAGCUGUUCAGGAAUUUGGUCUCGCAAGGUUUAAGAAGAGUGUUACUAAGACCAUGAAGGGUUUUGAAUAUGUGCUGGCCAAAAUGCAAGGUGAAACGCCAUCAAGGAGUUUGGCAGAAGCAGCAACAGAGCGUGCAAGAGAGACAGCGCUGGCAGCUAAGGAGAAAGCCAAAGACUUAGCCUCACAGGCUCAGAAGAAACAAUACGUGUGAUGAUUCCUUUGCCCUGGAUUUCGGGGAGACUUGUCAUUAAACUUUCCUCAGUGCAGCGAUGCAUUGUGUUGACUGAUCCGACUAAAGGCCUCUGUGAGGAAGCAAACCGCUAAUGGGGUGGGUGGAACAUGUGACAACCCCAGUCAAGCCUCUUCCAGCCCACUUGUACCUUCGUCAGUCAUCCUAAUCGUGUUCCUCUACAAAUCAGCUCACAGGUGCUUAUUAGAAAAUGUUCCUGUCGCUUUCAAGCCCAUCUUUUUUGCUUUUAUGGUCAACAUUUCAAAUGAAUGCUGAAUGCAAAUCAUUGUACAUUUUACCUCAUUAUUGUAUGUAAUUUUAAAUGAUUGUAUUAGUUGAACAAAACCCAAGACUGUCAUGGCUGCCUUGUAAUGCUUGACAGAAAAUUGAGCACUCAAAAAAGUUAUGAAUAAAACCAAAAACAAAGAUUACAAUGUGAUCAGAAAAUAACUUGAAUAUACUGAAGAUAAAUGGACACCAUCUUUUUUAACUUUUUGUGUGUGUUGAAUAAAUAAAGAUUCUUUAAAUAUAGAAAAUAUUUAUUCAUUAAAAAAAGCUUACACCAUUUAAAAAAAAAUGCUACAUAAUAUUACUGGGCGGAGAGAGUGAACGCAUACAUAAAAUGGCAUUAAAAAGGUAAUAAGGCAUUUUGCAUAUAGAUACAAAAGGUGAGGGCAAAAUGUGCCUUCGGUUAUUAAAUAUAGAGCAGUAUAAUACAUACAUGUAAUACAGCCAAACCAUUAUCUAAAGAAGUGAUCAAGAAGAACCAUGGCUGUGCAAGUAUUGAUGCUUUCCAUCCAACACAUCAAAACUCACACAGACUAGUCAGUAGAGUGUGCAAGUACACUAAAUGAAUUUAAGGCACAGUCACAGAAUUGUGCAAUAAUGACCACCAAAUCAUUUCUGUUACCUGUAUCUUCACUUUCGAUAUACUCACAACUCUUAAGAGAAAAGACAAGUGCAAUGUGAGGAUGUUUGUGUGCAACAAAAGAAAACAAAAUGACAUGGUGUAUAUAAACCAUAACAAAGAUUAAUGUUUAAGUGCGGGCCACUUGUGGCCUUACUGAGAUAUACUGUAAUGCUUAGGAGAAGCUUAAAAAUAAAAGAAACUAGACCAAUUCUAGUUUAAGGCUGAAGUCACUGUAGGCAUAUUAAAGUCAAAAGUUUCCAUUUCUUUUGGGGGGGGACUUUUUUUUUCUAAAACAAAUCCCUUACCCACUGAAUGAAUCCUCAUGACUUGGAUAUGUUUUUUGAACAGAUAUUCUAGCCCAGUGAUGUGAACUGCUCUUCAGUGCAAAUAGAUACAGCUCAUUCAGAACCGACUAACAUGAUUACGCUUGCGGUAUAACAUUCAAACAAUGUUGAAAAACUGCUUUUGUAAGAAAAAAAGGGUUCGUUCACUUGUGCAGUAUUAUUGUCCUCACCCUUUUCAUUUUUGGAAUGUUGUCGCCUCCCUUCUCUCUCCCCUGCCGUCAUGAUGAUGAUAGCUGCUGUCAUAGCCAAGCUUUGUCCAUAGUAGAGUAACAGUGAUCUGCAGCGCCGCAUGGCACGUGCUGCUCUUCCGAGUCCAUACAAUCAAACACAAUGCUCUCCACGUCCACCUCUACGUCCUCUGAAAACAGUAUACAACAUGCGUCGUCAAACAGGAUGGAAGUGUAUUUAUUUUAGGUUCAUCUCUACAUAAUCCACUUUCAAUAUCAUUAAUAACCAACCAGUUCUGCAGCACAUUGCCUUUUCAAAAGAAGACAAAGUUCCUUAUCGAGUUUCCCUAACAAGACAUUUUUAUUUUUUUUAGGUAUUGUAAGUAGGAGUGCCAUUUUCUAAUCCUCGAUUUUGGAAAAGGGUGCACCUUUAACUCUAUAUUGCCAAAUGUAUCACAUUUGAUAUAAUCAUUUCUGUAC
Corythoichthys intestinalis (scribbled pipefish) is the source of this 2739-nucleotide messenger RNA. It is a transcript of the gene prelid1a, whose product is annotated as PRELI domain containing 1a. The transcript is spliced from 6 exons. Bases 188 to 820 code for a protein of 210 amino acids. The record is from RefSeq and is a predicted model, not a curated record. Gene Ontology annotation, molecular function: phosphatidic acid transfer activity. NCBI's taxonomy places the organism in Eukaryota, Metazoa, Chordata, Actinopteri, Syngnathiformes, Syngnathidae. Gene Ontology annotation, biological process: phospholipid transport. Gene Ontology annotation, cellular component: mitochondrial intermembrane space.